This is a messenger RNA of Diaporthe amygdali, 2337 nucleotides long. RefSeq lists its product as uncharacterized. NCBI's taxonomy places the organism in Eukaryota, Fungi, Ascomycota, Sordariomycetes, Diaporthales, Diaporthaceae. Bases 1 to 2337 code for a protein of 778 amino acids. The record is from RefSeq and is a predicted model, not a curated record. Gene Ontology annotation, cellular component: NatC complex. The transcript has 7 exons. Gene Ontology annotation, biological process: N-terminal peptidyl-methionine acetylation.
AUGAUGAUGGUGGACGAUUCCGGGAUGUCCAGAGAGUUUCUGGGCCUUUCGCUGAACCAACACGGCCUAUCAGACCUGGACGAUGAGCCUCCGCCGCCCAAGAUCACGAGUGAAGCCGUCAUCACCACAGAUAUUACCAAGAAGUUCCUUACAGCUUGUAACACACUCGAGCCGGGUGAGCUGGUCAAGGAUGGCUUCUUCACAUUGUUCGAGUCCGUCGGGGCCCUCGAGAUCAUGGACCCCAAGAUGGACAGCGGAUGCCUCGCAGCAGGCGAGUCUUUGGACGACGACUACGAUGUGACACGUCCAUUGCUGCCAAAGGAGGUGCUGGGUAUCAUCGAUCAAUUGCUCUGCCAUGAGGUGGCCUGGCAUUUGGGGUACCCCUUAUCCCAAACCCUAUUUACCAGUGUUUAUCUAGAGGCCAUCAUGAUGCCGCAGCCUCUUGUGAUUCAGGAGGCUCAUUUUACCCGGAACGCAGAGGACUUCGUCCACAAAGACCCGAUGCUUUCAGUCCUGAGGGCGUACUGCCUGGGUCUGCUCAAAGCAUGUUGGUACGUAAAUGAGCGCAUCAAGUUUGAGCAUUACUACGAGGAGGAGGACUUUGUCACAAACACUUACCACCGUUCCCUUCUCGAUAAUAUCGACAGGGAGGAGAUCAGGGAUGUGUUACAAGAAGCCCGUCGCCUCCUCCGCAGCCACCAGCAUGACAUAGGACAGGAAAUUGUCGAGGCAUUGGACUUCCGCCUCGAGCUCAGAUAUGCAUUCCUGCGUGCUAUAGAGCUGUCUGAGCUGAGGAGCCAUCCGGAGUCCUUGAAGACGCCAUGGAUCCAAAUGAGAUCCAUUUUGGAACCCAUCAACAAAUCUCACCAUCUUGGCACACCUGUCGCCGAAUGUUUCAGCGCAAAGCUUCAGCGGAGGCUAGCCAGCACGAUGCCGCCACGGCCGAUUGUCCAGCUCAGCUUUGAGGAUACAUACUUGCAUCUCAAGCGCCUGUUUGUGGAUGGCAUUGAGGUCACUGAUGUCCUCAAGUACUCCGAUUCACAGAGCCUGCUGAAUUUCGCCUUGUCUUUUCAGGCCAAGAAACCACAGCCUCUGGUUUAUAUCCGCACGCUCUUGCAAAACUACCUUUUCAAGGACAUGGUCCUCCUAGGCUGCCUCAGCAUCCGCCAGGUCUUUGACGACGACCUGUCCAUAGUCGUUCUCCCAUGCAGCAGGCUCCUCGAUCCUGCCAAUGAUAAGGUCGAAAGCCCUAACGACGCUCGAUUCGCAAUCGCGCACCAGAUGGAGAUCUUCCGACAGCGCGCGGCACAGUCUUACCUGGACGUGUUCCGCGCAUUUUGCCAAAACCGCUGCCGCGUGCGGCGCACCUUGUGCCACGCCAUCCAGGACUGGGAGGCGGUGCAGGCCGACGCCGAGGAGCUGGACCAGCUGCUCCAGCUGGCGCUGGACGAGAAGCCGAUGCUGUACCAGCCGUUCGGGUCGGGCGCGGCCAGCCCGACCUUCUCGCUGCCGCUGUCGAGCUGGGCGUACCUGUACAAGCUGCGGCUGAUGGAGUGGAUCGUGCAGCUCGGCUUCGAGCUCGAGGUCUACCAGCCGGACGAGCUGGGCGGCAUGUACUGGUACCUCAGCUACCUCGCGCGGACGCGGGCCGCGCACGUGGAGCGAAUCAAGGCCUUCGCGGUGCGCACGCUCAACGACCUGCGGGCGCGGCCGUCGUCCUUCACGGCCAGCCAGGAGGCGCAGGUGACACGGUCGCUGUCGUACCUACGCGCGACGAUCCUCGACGCCGCCGUGACGUGGGAGCUGGCCGACGCGCUGGCCUCGGUGUACGCGUUGGUCUACGACCGACUGCACUUAGCCUCACCACCGCCCCGGCCCUACUCGACAGACGCGCUGCGCUACGAGAUCCGCAUGCGCCCCUUCCUGUCGGUCGAACUGCCCGAGCUGCCCACAUUUGCGGACUUCUCCCACUCGGCCCGCCAGCCCGACAAGACUGACCGCGCCCUGCUCGAGCAGGCCGAGGCGGCCGUGGCGGGCGCCAAGAAGGGCUACGAGCUGCUGACCAAGUUCGACGAGAAGGAGGCCUUCGCCGCCGGCGAGGGCACCUACGGCCGCUGGCUCGCCAGCACGAGGAACGGCUUCAAGAGCGUCAUCCAGGCCGGCCUGGCCACGACGGCGCUGAGGAGGAUCAUCGACGCGCGGGAGAAGGGGGAGGACGUCGAGGCGCCGCUCGAAAUCCCGGGGCCGGACAAGGGUUACCACGAGUGGUGGAUUGUUCCCAAGAUCACUGUCAAGAGCGGUGCUGCUGCUGCUGCUGCUAAGGAUUUAUCAACGUGA